AUGGAUGCCACUAUCGUUGACAGGAAACCGAACCCUCUUUUAUCAUGGCAUAUCGGGCUGCCAAACACCGAGCUGUACCAAUUUCCGCCCGACCCUCGCCCGUUUCCAUUGGAGCUCUUGCGAAGCUCUCACCAGCUGUCAUGGGAGAGGCCCGUCGGUAUUUCGCGAGCUGUAUAUGAGUAUACCAUGCAGCCCAGAUUCCCGCUUUUUAUUGUUUUCUCGUACAUUGUGGCGGUGAUUAUUGGGAAUAUGAUCAACGAGCAGCGAAAAAAUCGACCAGCAGCAUACGCCCAGACUCCUGGCUUCCGCAGAUUUAUCCUUGUCCAUAAUACGACUUUGGGAGUCUUUUCUGUCUGGGCACUUAUUGGCCUGUCCAAAGCCAUAAAGCAUUCAUGUCCCGAACAUGCUGAAUUCUCAUCUAUCACAUUUGUGGAUGCAAUGUGCAAGGUCCAUGGGCCGCAGGGGGUGGGGAACGGCUACAUGGGCGUGUACAGCCGAUUUACGGAUGUAUCGGAGUUUCUCAGCACCCACAGUGGAGGAAAUAGGCUAUGGGACCAAGGACUCGGAUAUUUUGGAUGGAUUAUUUUCAUAUCCAAGAUCUACGAACUUGCGGAUACAUUCAUCCAGCUGUCAAAGGGAAAGAGAAGUUCUUUUCUCCACACAUAUCACCAUGCCGGUGCUGUUGUGUGUGCAUGGAUGGGGGCCCGCUAUAUGGUUCCCGCAGCCAUUGUGCCCUACUUGAUUAACUUGGCGGUUCACAUACUGAUGUACUCUUAUUAUGCGAUGUCUGGGCUACAGUUUCGGGUUCCUGUGAGGAUGAAACAGCUUUUAACAAGACUUCAAAUCGGACAAUUCUUUGUUGCGCUGGCCUUGUCAUGGGCAUACUUUUUCGUUGCGUAUGACAUCCCAACCACUUCAAAGCUUUCUGAAAACCCUCCACGUUCGAAUAUCCCUGACCAAUCAUCUGGACUCUUUGUUGAGGACCAUGUGCCCUACAGGACUGUGCACUGUUUAGAUAGCAGUGGCCAAGUCUUCUCAUUUUUCUUUGCUACUGUCUAUGUCAUCCCUUUGAUUAUUCUUUUUAUGGACUUUUUUGCCAAAUCAUAUUUUAAUGUGAAGAAGGCAAAGGUUACAUAA
Messenger RNA from Aspergillus versicolor CBS 583.65, 1137 nucleotides. RefSeq names its product elongation of very long chain fatty acids protein. NCBI's taxonomy places the organism in Eukaryota, Fungi, Ascomycota, Eurotiomycetes, Eurotiales, Aspergillaceae. Gene Ontology annotation, cellular component: endoplasmic reticulum membrane. Gene Ontology annotation, biological process: very long-chain fatty acid biosynthetic process; sphingolipid biosynthetic process; fatty acid elongation, saturated fatty acid. The record is from RefSeq and is a predicted model, not a curated record. The coding region runs from base 1 to 1137 and encodes 378 amino acids. The transcript has 2 exons. Gene Ontology annotation, molecular function: fatty acid elongase activity.